UUGUAGUGAAGUUUUGUGUUUUUUUGUUGUCGUUGCUCAAGUAAAAAAAACCCAAAAGUCCUACUAGUCCUAGACCCAUUCCAUUCCCAACGAGGAUCCACCAAGAUGCGUCUGCUGCUGCUCAGCCUGCUGGCAUUGGGUGCGCAUGCGCACUCCAUUGGCUAUCGCACCAAUCUGCUGGCCUAUGCGCCGGCACGCGGCGAAUUCCCUGUGCAGAGCGAAAUUGUGCAAGGCUAUACGCGCUAUCUGGACAGCAAUGGAGCCGAGCGUCUGAUUGCCUUCAACUAUCCGGAGCCUCUGUACGGCAUACGCACCGUGGCCCAGCCCGACAAUAAUUUUGUGCGCACCUCGGCUAAAGUGGAACCACAACAGCAGCAGCAGCAGCAUUUGGCCCUAUUCCGUGCCUGGUGUGAACAGCGCUAUAAUGCCCUGCGCCUGGAGCUGGAGCGCUUGCGCGCCGAGGGCAAGCAGCCAACGGCCAACAUCCUUUCGCAAUAUGAGCCACUGGAGCAGAUCAUCAAGAUGAAUGCCUUUGAAGCGGUGCCCGGCCUGAGUCCCGAGCUGCAGCGUGUGCGCGACGAGCAAAUGCGCAUUUGGAACGAGGCGCGCCUGAAGGUGAUCAAUGCUGAGGCAGCGCUGCCACAGCAGUCUUACGUCAAGCAGAGCAUCUUUACCGCCCAGCCGCAGCAGCAGUCCCAAGUGGUGCCCUUUGCAAAGAACGAACAGCCCUUGGUCAAGCAGUAUGCCUUCACGUCACAGACCAAUGCUGCCCUGGAAUCGCCCAAGCCCGUGCAGGAAACUGAGGAAGUGAAGCGCGCACGCGAGGAACAUCUGAGGCGCUAUAACGAGGCACUGCAGCAGCAGCAGCAGAAGCAGACACAGGAGUCGCUGGAGUCGCAGCCACAGCCUAUUCAGCAGCAGGAACAGCUUGUGAAAACUAUUCCGAUUCCAACUGAGCAGCAGCAGCAACAGCAGGCCAUCGAGGAUACGCCUGAAGUGCAGCGCGCUCGCGAGGAACAUUUCAAGCUAUACAAGGAAGCCCUACUGCGUCAAGCGACGGAGGCACAGGCUCAGCCCCAGCCCCAGGCUCAGCCAGAUGCCCAGCCACAGCCCCAGCAGCCAUCCUAUGCACCUCUGCCCACAUCAGCACCCCAAUCCGGCGUAAAGACCUACGAUGCCAGCAGCUCUGGAGCAUACGUGUCCGCCCAGACCCCAGCACAGAACCUGCAGCCCGACAACUUUAACCAAGUCAAGGUGAAAUCCGAGGACAGCAUCCGCUACGAUGAGCGUGAGCAGGCCGCACAGCUGGAGCAGGAGCGUCAAGAGGAGAUUCGUCUCAUGGAGCUGGAGCGUCAGCGCGAGGAGAAACGUCUGAUGGAGGAACGUCGCAUGCUUGAAGCUGAGCGCAUUGCCCUGGAACAGCAGGAGAAGCAGCGCAUGGAAGCUGAGCGCCUAGAGGAGGAGCAGCGCCAGCAGGCCGAGCAGCAGCAGCUGAAGGCAGCAUCUGCUGAAGGCAGCUAUCAGUAUGCCAAGCCCCAGGCAGCUCAGGCCGCUCAACCCGCUCAGCCCGCUCAGCCACAGACAAUAGCACAGCAGCAACAGGUGCAGAACGGUUUCUUUUUGCGCAUUCAGUCUGGAGUACCCAGUCAGAUUAGUGCACCCAGUAAGCCCAGCUCUGAAGCUUAUAUCCUGGCCGAGCAUAAUCCCUUCCUGGUGCGCUAUGUCCCGCAGCCCCAAAAGGCGCAGCAAUUCCUGCAGACCUUCAGCGCCACCCCAGCAGCCACGAUCAAGACUGCAGGCAGCGGCGCCAGCUCCAGUUCCAUCUCCAGUUCCAGCUCUAGCUACAUCUCAAAUUCCAGCCCGGCCAGCUCUACCUAUAGCUCGGGCUCGUCAACAAGUGCCUUGAAGAGCUCAACGGGCCUCAGCGAAUGGGAACAGGCCACGCGCGAUCAUUUCAAAGCCCAUGAAAUCGCCUUGGAGCAGCUGCGUCUGGCCAAUCUAAAGGAUGCCAAUCAGAUACCCUGCACUCAUUAAAUACGAUACACGCACACACACACGCGCAUAUACAACGACAUCCACAUCGAAAUGGACAUCGACAUCGACACGCUUUGAUAUUUGUUUUAUUUUUUUGCACAAUUCAUCAAAAUUCAGAUCCAAUUUGUAUGCAUUCCACUUACUUAGACUUAAAAUACUCGCACUCAUUCACAUUCACAUUCACAUACACAUACAGAUAUACUCAUAUAUUCGUACGCAUACUCGAUCACCUGUAGCGUUAAGCGAUUCACUUAGACUCGUAAGUUUUCUUUAAUGCAUUCAGUUGAGAAACAACGCAAAAAUCAAAGUAAAUUCACAUUUGUAUUUUGA
Messenger RNA from Drosophila mojavensis, 2364 nucleotides. Its product is annotated as putative mediator of RNA polymerase II transcription subunit 26. The record is from RefSeq and is a predicted model, not a curated record. The coding region runs from base 106 to 2034 and encodes 642 amino acids. The transcript has a single exon. Lineage: Eukaryota; Metazoa; Arthropoda; Insecta; Diptera; Drosophilidae.